CUGCGAUAAGAAUGGCCCCCUUCAAUAUGGCGGGCGUAGCAGGCCUUCUAGCCACCUGCGCCGCCGCUGCUGCUUCCGCUGCCCACCUUCUGCCGUUGCUGCUGUUGCUGAUCUACCCGCGAGGGACUCACGCGGAACAAGUUGUUCUCUUGGACACGACGCAGGAGGAGAAGCUCGAGUGGACAAAGUAUCCGUUCGGAGCGGCUGCUAGCACCCCAGGGUGGGUGGAGGAGUCGUUCACCAACUUCGACAAGGGCAUCAAUUGGCGGAGUUACGUCGUCUGCGAUGUCGCGUACAACAACGUGAACAAUUGGUUGUGGACGCCGUUCAUCGAGAGGGGACCGGCGAACCGCAUGUACAUAGAAAUCAAAUUCACGACCCGCGACUGCUCGUUGUUCCCCGGAAACGCGCUCAGUUGCAAGGAAACUUUCAGUUUGCUUUACUACGAGUUCGACGCGGCCACCAAGGAACCACCGCCAUGGGAAACGGACAGUUACAAGUUGAUCGGGCGUAUCGCCGCUGGUGACGGGAGAUUCAACACGAACACGAACACGGAGGUGGUGAUAAACACGGAGGUCAAGUCGAUUCCCGUGACGAAGAAGGGCGUGUAUUUCGCGUUCCGCGAUCAAGGAGCUUGCAUCUCCAUCUUGGCUAUUAAAGUUUACUACAUCAGUUGUCCGGAGAUUUCCGUGAACUUUGCCCACUUCCCGGCCACCCCGACGGGUCGCGAAGUCGCGCUGAUCGAACAAACGGUCGGCACGUGCGUCGACAACGCCGAAGUGAUCGAGCAACCCACUUACCUCUGCAAAGGCGACGGCAAAUGGUACCUGUCGAACGGCGGAUGCCACUGCAAGCCCGGAUACCAAGCCGACGUCGAGAAACAGAAAUGCACCUCGUGCCCGAUCGGAAAAUUCAAACACGAGGCAGGCUCGCACAGCUGCGAACCCUGUCCUGCUUACAGCAAGUCUUCCGAUUACGGGUUCACCGAAUGUCGCUGCGACGUUGGUUAUUUCAGAGCCGAGAAGGACCCCAAGAAGAUGCCGUGCACGCAGCCACCGUCGGCGCCGCAAAAUCUGACGGUGAACUUCGUCGACCAGUCUACCGUGAUUCUGUCCUGGAACGCGCCUCAUAUGCUGGGUGGUAGAACGGACACCACCUACAGGGUGGUUUGCGACGCUUGUAGCAUGGGCGUCAAGUACAUUCCGAACACCGAGGUCUUCAACGAUACGAAGAUCACGAUAACGGGACUGAACGCGGUAACCACCUAUCGAUUCCAAGUGUUCGCCGAGAACGGCGUGUCGGCGUUGGCCGGGAAAUCCGAGUACGUGGACAUUACUGUCACCACGGAAGCCAGCGUGCCCAGCUUGGUGAGCAACGUCAGGAUCACGAGCGUGAAGAACUCCGAAUUAAGUAUCAGCUGGGACGCUCCCGUGACCGAAGUCGGCGGAGAUAGCGAUCUGGUGGAACGAUACGAAGUGAGAUGUUAUCCGCGCUACGACGACGCUACCAAUGCCACGGUCAUUCAAACCUCGGAUUUAUCCGCCACGUUUAAGGGCCUGAAACCGGCGACGGACUACGCGAUACAAGUACGGGCGAAAACCACGCGUGGCUGGGGCGAAUACACGCCAGUGGUGUACAAAAAGACCCCGCACGCUAUGGGAGGUCUAGAUUACGUUGGAGAGGACGACAACAUGCAAGUGAGAAUCAUUGCAGGAGCCAUCGUGGCCGUGGUCGUUCUUCUGGUGAUCAUCAUCAUCAUGACCGUCUUGAUACUUAGAAGCAGGGCCUCGGACGAGUGCAACAAGAAACAGCCGAGCGACUGCGACACUUUGGAGUACAGAAACGGUGAAGGACUAGUUGUGACCUACAUGCACUGCAAAAUGGACAGUUCACCGAUUGUGACAACCCACACCAACAACAAGAGCAAGUCCUCGCUGACCACGCCGCUGUUCACGCCUGCAGUGGGUGUCGCCGCCGCGAGUGCCGGAGGAGCUGGCGGAGGAGGCGCGAGAAGCUACGUGGAUCCUCACACCUACGAGGACCCGAAUCAGGCCGUUCGCGAGUUUGCGAGAGAGAUCGACGCGGGAUACAUCACGAUAGAAGCCAUCAUAGGUGGCGGAGAGUUUGGCGACGUUUGUCGUGGAAAAUUAAAAUUGCCGCCCGACGGUCGAACGGAGAUCGACGUGGCGAUCAAGACGCUGAAACCGGGUUCCGCGGAUAAGGCACGCAACGAUUUUCUCACCGAGGCCUCGAUCAUGGGUCAGUUCGAGCACCCGAACGUGAUAUUCUUGCAAGGUGUCGUGACCAAGAGCAAUCCGGUGAUGAUCAUCACGGAGUUCAUGGAGAACGGCAGCCUGGACACUUUUCUUCGAGCGAACGACGGCAAGUUCCAGGUGCUGCAGCUGGUAGGGAUGCUUCGCGGCAUCGCGAGCGGUAUGCAAUAUCUAGCCGAGAUGAACUACGUACACCGAGAUCUGGCAGCGAGGAACGUGCUGGUGAACGCUACUCUGGUCUGCAAGAUCGCCGACUUUGGCCUUAGCAGGGAGAUCGAGAGCGCGACGGAGGGAGCGUACACGACCAGGAGUGUUUCCUCCGGCAAAAAGGGUGGAAAGAUCCCGGUACGAUGGACAGCUCCGGAAGCGAUAGCGUUCCGAAAGUUCACCAGCGCUUCCGACGUGUGGAGCAUGGGCAUCGUUUGCUGGGAGGUGAUGUCCUACGGCGAAAGACCGUACUGGAACUGGUCUAAUCAGGAUGUGAUAAAGUCGAUCGAGAAGGGAUACAGGCUCCCGGCACCGAUGGACUGUCCGGAGGCGAUCUAUCAGCUGAUGCUCGAUUGCUGGCAGAAAGAACGAACCCAUCGUCCGACGUUCGCCAAUCUCACCCAGACGUUGGACAAGCUUAUACGAAGCCCGGACACGUUGAGGAAAAUCGCCCAGAACAGGGGCACUAAUCCACUGGCGCCGGACGCGGUGGACUUGACGCAGCUGACAUCGGUCAGCGAAUGGCUCAACUCCAUCAAGAUGUCGCGAUACACGGAGAACUUCGAGAGGUCCGGGGUAACCACCCUGGAGGCAGCUGCGCGCGUAACCGUUCAGGAGCUGACGGCACUCGGAGUGACGCUAGUUGGACACCAGAAGAAGAUCAUGAACAGCGUGACGGCGCUCAGAGCACAGAUGUCCGCCACGUCGCAGGGCUUUCUCGUUUAAUCGCGCGCUCUUCGCGAAUUAUGAGAUUUUUCACGCGAAAAGCCAGCUUCGAUCUGUCGCGAUCGACGCCGGGAUUCGAUGUCCCAUCGACCUGACGGAUCGCGUUCGUUCGAGGGACGCGUCGAUCCUAGCGACUCCUAGUCAGGACGACGGACGUUUUCGCACGAAAGCACGCCUCCUCUGCGUCGAGUAUCGCGGCCCCAGGCUCGAGGAAUAGUGGAACCGCGUAUCGUAGACAUUCCAACGGCGAUCGAAUUCUGCCUUCUCCAUCCCACGAUUAAAAAAGACGACGAAGCUCGUGCGUGACGAUCUACCCGAACGUGAACUAGCGAAAGUAACGCGUAUCUUCUUGUCGAAUGUCCAGAACCAGCUUUCGAGUCUCCCUUGUCUUUCUCUUCUCGAAUCGUCGUUACCGGUGGGUCGUCGCCGCGUCGAGAAAAACGGAACUGCCAUUGUAUAAUCACUGCCGUAAAAUUAACACGUACGAAAGUAUGUUAACCCCAACGCGAAUAUCUGCUCACCGUCGAGACUCUCCACGCACUGAAUCGUUGCUCACACGUACACGCGUACGGAGGAAACGUCGUACUGGACUUUUUAUGUUUUCACGUCAAACCGUUAAUCAUCAACGAAGCCAGCCUUGUAUCGCAGCGUUCCUAACUUGUUCUCCGCGAUGCUCGCUACGUCGAACCAUUACGCUCGUGUAUCCAUGCAUACAGUUUCGAACGUGCUUACGGUACAGACCAUUGCGCGAACAAAUCAGACGGCCUAAAAAGAAUUUCAACGAUGAUGCGCCUUCUGUGUCUCGCUUCUCUGCGCUACCAGAAAUUCGAGCGAAUCGUGGUCAACGAUCGAUCGCCGCAGAGACAGACUCUCGCGAAAUACCUAUAACCGAUGUAAACGAAACUAGGGCCGAGAGAGAAAAGCGAAAAGUCUUCGAUAACGAGCCUAAUGCCGUAUUUUACGUCCCGUACAGCGAAUAUUUUGUAGCUCUUGUUUAAUAGCGCUUAAUCGAUGUACAAACUACGACGAAGAAUACACGCUUGAUAUACGCGAUCGUGAUACACACGAGUAAAUCCAUACACCGUUACGCUUUGAUCCGACUGUUGCGAGAAAGCGAUAAAACCGAUGUCGAAAACGAUCGAAAUUACCGGCGUAGAGUGUACGUACGACGAGAAAAUUACCGAAAGGGAGAGAAAAAUAAAGUAUAUAGGUACCUGUUGAUUGAACGAACGAAAAUGACGAAUAAAGAAGCAGGAAUAUGUGCCAAUAAUGCGAAGAGAGGAAGAAAGCGUGCGUGUACGAGGGGAAAUGUUUGCGUGAAAGAGAAAAGAGAAUGGUGCGAGCGUGUCGAUCCGUAAUGAAAUACCUAUGCGUGCGUAUUCCAAGAGAAAGAUAGAUAAUACCGUGGAUCAUUUGGAAGGCGAGGUUUGAAAUUUACACGUGGGCAAAUCGUCGAACGCGCGCGUUGCCCCUCGACGUAACGUAAAACAUAUCAAGGCGUAUUUAGAAAAAUGGGAAACGAACGAAGUGGGAGUCGAAACGGGCGAUAUCUAUCGGUAGUUUCUCGACGAACCAACCGGCGAUCUGACGGCUGCUUCGAAACGAUGGAGUAUCCUGUCGCCCGUUCGUUCGCACAAUUUCAUCGUAAACGCAACGUCCACGAAGGUUAGCGUGUACCGCGCGCGUAGCAACGACGAUGUUUAGGUUCGUUUGAGGGAAGGAAGAAGGCUCGUUUCGUCCGAACGGAUGGUCUGUAUCUCGUUACACAUCCGCGUUCGCUGAUCGUAAAGACUGCUUCCCAGGCAGACUGAAGUCGAGGAGAGAAGAGGCCCGUUGAAUUCGACGAGGCUGAACCUUCGUCGGAAAAUCGUCGAUCGACGAACAACUCGAACGCUUCCAAGCACCUCGGGCGAGCCACGGGAAAUUUUUAUUCUUAAUUUAACGAGUUACGCUAGGAUUAUAGCUGGUAAGGACGACGCCACGAUGGACGAUCGGAAGGAAACCGCGAACGGAGGUAUCUGUCGAUCGAACGACACGAGAGACGACAAAAUUCAGUUGAUCCUGCGAUCGAUCCAUCGGUGCGACGAGCCUCCCAAUUAGGAGAUUCUCACUCGAGGUCGUUCCGUUAGCAUCGAAGAAAUGCCAAGGAAGGUCCUGGAGGAGGAGGAGGCUUUUGUUCGAUGCGCAGCAUUCCGUGACAGGCGGUGGAAGGUUGCGCGGCGAAUCUGAACAGCUCUGUUAGGGGAGAAAGAGAACGGAAAGCUACUGAAAACGGCGACGAUUUAAGAAGCAAUAAGUGAAUACACGCAAAUGCAGAUUUUUAUAUAGAGAAUGUUAACAAAUUUCAGAAAAUAUUAAUUAUCGAUAGCGUAAAACUAUCUUCCUAAAUGUUCGUAUUAAAGGUUAAUGAGAAAUAAGAUAAAGCGUAACGAGCGACGAACUCGCGUGGAGUCCCAACCGAACGCCAAGAUAUCGAGAGAGAUCGAAUGCGAGUCAACGAGAGAGAAAGAGUGAGAGUAUGUUCGCGUGUAUGAGAUAAAAAGAGAGAGCAGCAUCGCCGCGCUAUAAAUCUAAUUUGCCGCGAUCGACCGGACAAACUUCGGCCGGGACUCCGCAAGAGAACAAAAGGGAAAAAAAGAACGAGUUUCAGGAACUUUCAGCUGUAACUGUUUGUGUCUAGUGACGAACCUGCGAGUGCGACCUGAAGUUUUGAGAAUGUCGAUAGUUUCAGCAAAAUAAUAUUUAGAUUUCAUAGAUCUCUAUCGAUAUUACACGAUCGUAGACACGAAACGAGCAGAUGAUAAUUAGUUAGAGCGUAAAGGAUAUCUUAUUAGAGACGUUUUCCGAUUCCAUUUUAGUCCUUCGAGUUUUGCCGCUUAAUGGCGACCCUCUUUAACCCGAAUAAUCGCCUCUGUUUUCUUUUUCUUCUUUCCUACCGACGCUAUCACCCUCUAACUUCUAUUUCGCUUACACUUUUCAAAGCUUUCGAUCGUACUUCGUGUCCACGUAUUUUCGUUGUCUCUCUUUCUCUCUUUCACGCGUACAACGAUACUGUCUCUUCCCCUCUGUCUCUCCGGUAAUUAAUACGCGGAGCGUUUUUUAUUUCGUUAAGAGACGGGGACCCGAGAAACGAGGAUAUCGAGCAAAAAGAAACAACGAUAGGAAAGUAUCUUAAUCGCGUAAGUCGAAUCAAAAUUUUUCCCAAUUCGUACGACUUCGGUUAUUAGCUUCUUCUCCUGUCGUCUUCCUUUUUCUUUAACUAUUUUUAUACCGCCGUUCCUCUUCUAUUCCUCUCUAUCACUCUCUCUCUCUCUCUCUCUCUCUCUCUUUCUCCUCCUGUUUAUUAUCAUUAUUUUUUUUUAAUAAUCGUUAUUCUUUCCGUCGGGGAAUUAAAUGAAAAGUCGUUGACGAACUUCCUCGCAAGGCUCUUUCACUUUAAUAUCUGUAUUCGAUUAACACUUCCGUAUUACUAUUUAUUAAAAGCAAACAAAGUCUUAUUUAUUGUUUAGAGAUCUGACUAAAUUAAAAAAGAACGUUCUAAUCGUGGUAGGUUAUCUAUUCACUUUGUUAGAAUUGUGCAAAAGGGGACGAGAGAAAGGAAGCAAACAAAAAAUGUGCAUUGUUUUCUUUGAUCUUGGAGUUUCCGAACAACUCUGCCGCCGUGUAUAAAAGAGACUAAGGAAAGAAAAGAAAUGCCGUAACGCAACAUCGUACAUACGAUCGUCGAGUCUCUAAGCAGCUAUGUUAUCGAUUAGUUAAGCGUUUUUUAUAAACGACCUACGUGCACCUUCAAUUUUUCUGCCAUUUUUUUUUCUUUUUUUUUUAUCUUAAUUACUUUUUCUGUCAGUCUGUUUACAGCGAACUUUGUCAAAGUACCUGCUUCGAAAACGAAAAGCAAACAAACAAACAAAAACGAAUAAAAAGAAAGAAAAGCAUAUAUGAAAUUCGCGAGAUGACAAAGCACACAGGUACCGUCCCGUAUAUAUUAUAAAUAGCUCAUCUACUAUCACGUACACGCAUCAUAAUUUAUGUAUACUCGUCGAACUGAGUUUUUAUAGAAUUGGUUCAACGAAUUGCCACCGUGUGUCCUCGAUUCAUUGUAUAAAACAAAGCGACAAAGCGCAACAGAUGCAAUAAGAGAGUUGAUGUCAACAGAUUUUGGAAUGUGUCUAAAACAUUUUUCCUAUGGUGUUGUCAAGACGAUGUUGAAUGUAAAUAAGAUAUAAUAAAUAAUAUACCUUAUACGA
Messenger RNA from Megachile rotundata (alfalfa leafcutting bee), 7453 nucleotides. It is a transcript of the gene Eph, whose product is annotated as Eph receptor tyrosine kinase. Gene Ontology annotation, molecular function: transmembrane-ephrin receptor activity; ATP binding; protein binding. The record is from RefSeq and is a predicted model, not a curated record. Gene Ontology annotation, cellular component: dendrite; plasma membrane. Lineage: Eukaryota; Metazoa; Arthropoda; Insecta; Hymenoptera; Megachilidae. Gene Ontology annotation, biological process: protein phosphorylation; axon guidance; ephrin receptor signaling pathway.